UUUUUCUUUUUGCAAUUUUCUUUUAGAGUUGGGAUUCUCUUUGUCCGGGCUUACUGGUUUGAGUGUUGAUUCUAAAGGAAAGUUUUUUUUUGUUGUUUCUUUUUCAUUUUGUUUCUGUUGAUUUUGACAACAAUAACUUGUGUCAGCAAUGUUUUUCCGUUCAUUAUUUUGAUUUUUUUUUUUUGCUAUUUUGGGAUCGUUAAGCGUGCCAUUUGGGAUCAUUUUUUGUUUUUCCUUUUAGAACAUUUUGGGGAUAGGUGAAAAACCCUAAUUUCUUGUCAUGCAUGUCUUUCGUUUUUGGGUAUUUGUAAUAAUGGAUUAUGAUUAACUUCUGGAUGCUGCUUUUACUGAAGAUGACAUUUUUAUUAGAUAUUAUGUUGAAAGCUAGCUUUUGUUGCUCCAAGUAACAACUAUUGCAAUUUUUGUACAUGUAAUUUAUCAACUUCAAGAUCUCUCUCUCUUUUUUUUUCCCGAGUGAAAUUCAUAAUUAACAUCAACAAGAAAUGAUGUUUUUUUAUUUUCUGAGAAAGGCAAUUCAAUGGCUUACGAUUUUCAAAUGAAUGUGUUUAAAUUGGGUCCGAGCAACGUUAGUGCAAAACUUAUGCAAAACUUAUACAGCAGCCGCAGUUGUAGCUGCAAUUGUUAUUUUGUAGGCUUUCAAAACCUUGGUGUUUUUGCAGCAGAGACUGUGGCUGUUGACCUUUGAUUAAAACCUUGCUCAAGUGGGUCCCUAGCAGUUGUAGCUGCAAUUUUUAUUUUCUGAGAAAGGCACUUCAAUGGCUUACGUUAGUGCAAAGCUUAUAUAACAGCCGCAGUUGUAGCUGCAAUUGUUGUUUUGUAGGCUUUUAAAACCUUGAUGUUUUUGCAGCAGGGACAGUGGCUGUAGACCUUUGAUUAAAACCUUGCUCAAGCCAUGGAUUCCUUUGACCCAGAAGGAAAUGGGAAGGAGGAGUCGCUUCCACCACCACCUCCUGUUGUUCCCUCUAAUGUUGUACCUCUAAAAGCUGAAGAAGUACUCUCUCAUGCUGAACCUGUAAAGAAAAAGGUGUCUCGACUUCCAAUUGCCAGACGGGGUCUGGGAUCCAGAGGAACGAAAAUACAAUUACUAGCCAAUCACUUCAAAGUUAAUGUCGCUAAAAGCGAUGGACAUUUCUUCCAUUAUAGCGUGGCUUUUACUUAUGAAGAUGGACGUCCUGUAGAAGGUAAGGGUGUAGGGAGAAAGAUUAUGGACAGGGUGCAGGAAACGUACCAUUCUGACUUAAAUGAUAAGGACUUUGCAUAUGAUGGGGAGAAAAGUUUGUUUACUCUUGGCUCUCUUCCUCGGAACAAGCUUGAAUUUGAAGUUGUUCUGGAGGAUGUCACCUCUAACAGGAACAAUGGCAAUUGCAGUCCUGAUGGUAAUGGGGACAAUGAGAGUGACAGAAAGAGAAUGCGGCGUCCUUAUCGUUCAAAGUCAUUCAAAGUAGAGAUAAGUUACGCAGCAAAAAUUCCAAUGCAGGCCAUCACUAACGCUUUACGUGGUCAAGAGACGGAGAAUUUUCAAGAAGCCAUCAGAGUUCUUGAUAUAAUUUUGAGGCAGCAUGCUGCUAAGCAAGGCUGCUUGCUUGUACGGCAAUCCUUUUUCCACAAUGAUCCAAACAAUUUUGCUGAUGUAGGAGGUGGUGUUCUUGGUUGUAGAGGAUUCCAUUCAAGUUUUAGAACUACACAGAGUGGCCUGUCUCUCAACAUAGAUGUUUCAACUACCAUGAUAAUUACUCCCGGGCCUGUGGUGGAUUUCUUAAUUUCCAAUCAAAAUGUUAGAGAUCCUUUUCAGCUUGACUGGGUUAAGGCCAAAAGAACCUUAAAGAAUCUGAGGAUUAAAACCAAGCCAUCCAAUCAAGAAUUCAAAAUUAAUGGGCUCAGUGAACUCCCAUGCAGAGAGCAGACUUUUACUUUGAAGGGUAAAGGUGGAGGGGAUGGUGGAGAUGGUAAUGAGGAAAUCACUGUUUAUGAUUAUUUUGUGAAUGUUCGAAAGAUAGAUUUGCCAUACUCUGCUGAUCUUCCAUGUAUUAAUGUCGGCAAGCCUAAACGCCCAACUUACUUUCCCAUUGAGCUUUGUGAAUUGGUAUCCCUGCAACGGUAUACAAAAGCUUUGACAAGCCUUCAAAGGGCCUCAUUAGUGGAGAAAUCGCGGCAGAAGCCACAAGAAAGGAUGAAAAUUUUGUCUGAUGCACUUAGAUGCAGCAACUAUGGGUCUGAACCUUUGCUCCGUAAUUGUGGAAUUUCUAUAAGCACUGGUUUCACUGAAGUGGAAGGUCGGGUUUUGCCUGCACCAAGGUUGAAGUUUGGCAACGGUGAGGACCUCAAUCCAAGGAAUGGGAGAUGGAAUGUUAGCAGCAAGAGGUUUGUGGAGCCAUCAAAGAUAGAAAGAUGGGCUGUUGCUAACUUUUCAGCACGCUGUGAUGUACGAGGACUUGUGCGUGACCUGAUUAGAAUUGGAGAUAUGAAAGGAAUUUCGAUAGAGCAGCCGUUUGAUGUGUUUGAUGAGAGUCCUCAGUUUAGGCGUGCCCCACCCAUGGUUAGAGUUGAAAAGAUGUUUGAAACCAUCCAGUCUAAGCUUCCUGGUGCUCCUCAGUUCCUUCUCUGUUUGCUUCCUGACCGGAAAAAUUGUGAUAUUUAUGGUCCAUGGAAAAAGAAGAAUCUUGCUGAUUUUGGAAUCAUUAAUCAGUGUAUGUGUCCUUCAAGGGUCAAUGAUCAAUACCUUACCAAUGUUAUGUUGAAGAUCAAUGCCAAGCUUGGUGGAUUAAAUUCAUUGUUAGGUGUUGAACAUUCUCCUUCUCUUCCCAUUGUUUCCAAAGCUCCUACCCUCAUUCUGGGCAUGGAUGUGUCACAUGGCUCUCCUGGGCAAACUGAUAUUCCUUCUAUUGCUGCGGUGGUCAGCUCUAGACAUUGGCCUCUGAUCUCUAAGUACAGGGCUUGUGUUCGUACCCAAUCUGCGAAGGCUGAAAUGAUAGAUAAUUUGUUCAAGCAAGUGUCUGAAAAGGAAGAUGAAGGCAUCAUGAGGGAACUUCUGCUUGAUUUCUAUUCAACUUCUGGAAGGAGAAAACCAGAAAAUAUUAUCAUAUUCAGGGAUGGAGUUAGUGAGUCACAGUUCAAUCAAGUUUUGAAUAUUGAACUUGAUCGUAUCAUUGAGGCUUGCAAAUUUCUGGAUGAAAAUUGGGAGCCAAAGUUUACUGUAAUUGUUGCUCAGAAGAAUCACCACACUAGAUUUUUCCAGCCUGGCGCUCCUGAGAAUGUCCCUCCUGGAACUGUUAUCGACAAUAAAAUUUGUCAUCCCAGAAAUUAUGAUUUCUACCUUUGUGCACAUGCUGGAAUGAUAGGAACUAGCAGGCCUACCCAUUACCAUGUGCUGUUAGAUGAGGUUGGUUUCUCUCCGGAUCAGCUACAAGAGCUUGUCCAUUCAUUAUCAUACGUGUAUCAGAGGAGCACUACUGCAAUUUCUGUUGUUGCCCCAAUUUGCUAUGCACACUUGGCGGCGUCCCAGCUGGGGCAUUUCAUGAAAUUUGAGGAUAAGUCGGAGACAACAUCAAGCCAUGGUGGAGGGAGUGGUGCUGGUGCUGUUCCGGUCCCUCAGAUGCCUCCUCUGCAUGAAGUUGUGCGCAACACAAUGUUCUUUUGUUGAGUGAGGCCUUAAGUUGCCUUGCUUCUUUUGAUGAAAAAGCUGUACAUGAGUUAUGUUGCUAUCUAUGCUUCAUGUGGACGGUUUAAGACUGAAAAGUAGGUUUCUCUAUGUGGAGGCUUUGCUUUCUAGAAUAAGGGUUUUGCAGGACAAAUGUGUGCAACACAAUGUUCUUUUUGUUGAAUGAGGUUAAGAUAUGCCUUUGCCUCUUUUGAUGAAAAUGCUGUACAUAAGUUAUGUGGUAGACUGCAGAGUACUCUUCUCUAUGUUGAGGCCUGCGUUCUAGGCCAUGCCUUUUUUAUGUUUUUUGUGGGCCCUAUCUCUUUUGCACUGCCAAGACUUGUUCUUUUUUAAUGCAUUUUAACUUUUGAGCUUUUA
Vigna unguiculata (cowpea) is the source of this 4036-nucleotide messenger RNA. Its product is annotated as protein argonaute 4-like. Lineage: Eukaryota; Viridiplantae; Streptophyta; Magnoliopsida; Fabales; Fabaceae. Gene Ontology annotation, molecular function: RNA binding; protein binding. The record is from RefSeq and is a predicted model, not a curated record.